AGGUAACCCAUGUCGGAAAGAAGUGAUUGUUUCCGAAGUUUCUAUCUUUUCGUGAGAACCGAUUGAGUUUACGUCAGAUUUGGAGGAUCGGAACUAUAUUUAUGCACAAUGUGUGGUAGAACCGCUUGUGCUCUUGCACCUGAUGACAUUGUAGGUAAAUGUACCUAUCAACGUCGGUCGUCGGGGCAACGUGAGAAGCCAGUUUGGCGGGACCCCCCAGGAGGCCAGAAGUACUACCCCUCACACAACAUUGCCCCAGCCUCACACACACCAGUUUUGCUGUCGAGCAAGCACUAUGGGGGUGAACUAGAGGGUGUGGCCGAGCGUGUGAUCCAGCCAAUGAAGUGGGGCCUCACCCCGGCCUGGCACAAGGGGGACCCGUACAAGAUUGAAUAUGAGACCAACAACUGUCGUGCUGAAGGCAUGCUGACCAAACGGACGUUCAAAGUACCACUCGAGAAGGGGCGCAGAUGUGUCAUUCUGGCAGAAGGAUUCUUUGAAUGGAAAAGGAAUGAGAAGGUGAAGCAGCCAUAUUACAUCUACUUCCCUCAGUCAGGUGGUGAAGGAGAGGUGAAAGAAGAGAAGCCAGACAUCAAAUCUGAAAUAAAACUUGAAUCCAUCUCGGUGAAGACUGAAGUGAAGUCUGAACCAGCAGAUUCCCAACUGUUGGACCAGAUCAAACAAGAAGACGGUGGUGUUACACAGGUGAAGUCCGAGGUGAAGGCAGAGCUGGAGGAGGACAAUCUCAAGUCCGAGGUGAAGUCUGAUGUGAAGGCGGAGAGCAAUAACAAUGAAGACUUAACGGGGGACAAGUUGCUGACGAUGGCCGGGGUUUUUGAUGUGUGGAACCCCCCCGAUGGAGGGGAGCCGCUGUACUCCUACAGCGUCAUCACCGUGGACGCGUCGCCCGCCAUGGCCUGGAUACAUCACCGCAUGCCGGCUAUUCUACAGACAGAUGAAGAUAUUGAUGCAUGGCUGGAUUCUGACAAUGUCCCUCUGCAUAAAGCAGUGAAGAUGAUUCACCCGAUCGAGGGAGUGACCAUGCACGCCGUGUCUCCAGUGGUCAACAACUCCAGGAACAAAACACCCGACUGUGUCAAACUUUACGACCCAAAAAAACCAAAGACUACAGCUGCCAGCAGCUUCAUGAUGAACUGGCUGGGGAAAUCCAAAAGAUCGGACUCUGCUACGGAUAAGGUGUCGCCUGCAAAGAAACCGAAGUCUGCCACGUAGUCGUACAUCAUUUACCAUUGAGGCAUUUUAUCUUUUACAAGCUGCUAUUACAAAAUAUAAAUCAAAAGAAUUUCAACUUUCAAAUUAGUGAUUGAAAACAGAACAGUUUGAACGUGGCGGGAGUUUUGUGUUGGUAGAGUUGAGAGUUGAUGUUCCGACACUUGCUUCAGCAGAUUCCAUCAUCCAUGGAAGUAAAAGUCGAAGAAAACAUCACCCAGUGUAUUAAUCAGUGUAAAUGGCCUACUCUAAGAUAGUUACAGGGGCCAUCUGUUUGUAAUAGCAGCAGGUUCAUCCUCAUAACCGCAAUAAAUUCCAUCUUCACAUCAUCCCAAAAUAAUUUUGAAAGCGUCAGUUCUGAUAAAAUCAUCUCUACAGCUAAUGAAUAUUUCAGCGUGAAACCAUUAUCUUUCCAGUCUGUAAUUUGCUAUUAUUGUUCUUUAGAUUUGCAAUCAUAUUUGCAGGAACAACUUUAGCUAAUGUAUCAAAAAAAGGAGGGGUAGACAUAUAUUUUUUAGUAAGAACACAUUCUAGAUUGUCUUUUGGUUUUGAAAGCCAAUGUAUUCGACAGCAUUAGACACAGCAACAUGGUAACAUGGUAGGUGAACUAAACUAAACCAGUCAUUAAUACCAGUCAUACAAAUACUGGGUGAAUAAUGUGCUUCCCUAUGGAGCAGACUGUCAAUGCAGAGUUGUGUCCCUCAUCUACCGGGAUUGUUGAUGGAUGUAUGUGGUGAUUUAGUGCUGAAAUAUCACUCCUAGUUCAGGGCACUCUUCAAGAAGUUAGAUCUGAUAUGGCAACAUAUAAUCUCAUUAACAUCAGAUAUUUUACUCUGAUCCAAUACCUCACUUCAUCCUGAUCUGACAAAUUCCCAACACUCUUAAUGAAUAAACUUUUGACGGCAAUCAAAUUGAAGGAUUUGUAGCUAGUCUGAUGUAAGCUUUAUGAAAGAGUUGGUUUAAUUCCUUUACCUCCAAAUUACCUCUGAAAUUAUGGUCUGAACAAAAGAAAACACCAAUGUUAACUUGAUAGUACGUCAAGGGUGUAAAUAUUCACAAGCUGGGACAUAAUUGUUCUCCAUUUGGAACUGCCUGUUUACAUUCAUUUUCAAACUACAGAAGUCGGAUAUGCUUCUAUGAAUGAUCCACCCACUCACACUAAGAAUGUGGAAGCCUCCAAAGUUAUUUCCUGUUUAGAAAGUUCAUCUGAUGUGACCUGUUGUUAGGUCAGAGUUCAAUCUUGACUGAGAAAUAUGAACUUGGAGUAAAAGAUCUGAAGGGGUGAAAAAGCCACAUUGUUUUGUUUCUCUUUGUUUGCGAGUUUUUUUGUAAGAUGUGUUUUGUUGCACAUGGACAAGAAUAGGAUGGCAAGAUUAAAAGAUAAUAACUUGUACAAAUACCAUGUUGAGUUAAAAUGAUUCUGCAUUUAUUCUUCCAUGUACACAACCUUACCAUAAGUGUUCAUUCAUAUAUACAAGUAGCCCCGUGAAGAUCCGGGUUAGAAUACAUCUUAGGCAACCCAUGCAUGCCAUAAAAGGCAACUAUGCUUGUCUCUUACGAGGCGUCCAUCGGGCUGGGUGGUCAAGUUCAUUACUUGGCUGAUGCAUGUCAUUGUAUCCCAAUUGCGUGGAUCGAUGCUCAUGACGUCAAUCACUGGAUUGUCUGGUCCAGACUCGAUUAUUUAAAGACCGCCGUCAUAUAGCUUGAAUAAUGCUGAGUGCGGCGUUAAACAACAAACAAAAUGAUAUACAUGUACAUGGAUCACUUCCAGUUACCCGUGUGUACUGUCAAACCAGUUUGUCAUACGUUGUUGCUGGUGUUUCAUUGGGAACAACAAAUAUGUUACAUAUAAUCCAGUGUUUUUCCAAAGGGGUGACAUUUUAUGACAUUUGUCAAGCAUUUAUUUUAGUUUGUCUAGUUUACAAGAUGAUGUGUAAUCAUCAGGAAUGUUGUUGAAGAUUAUGAAGUAAAGAGUUUAUCAACAAGACUG
Molecule: messenger RNA, 3220 nt
Organism: Haliotis rufescens (red abalone)
Lineage: Eukaryota; Metazoa; Mollusca; Gastropoda; Lepetellida; Haliotidae
Product: abasic site processing protein HMCES-like
Exons: 10
Coding region: 109-1233 (374 amino acids)
Biological process (GO): DNA damage response
Molecular function (GO): single-stranded DNA binding
Source: RefSeq, a predicted model, not a curated record